GUUCCACGUCGCUUUUCCUGCCCUAGCGGCAUCUCGAUCUUCUGCCAAGGUUUUCUCCCCCGACCAAGCCUGAUUCCAUCCAUAAUGCAAUGGCCAUUAACCCCCCGCCUUCCGGCUGUCGCUGGUGUGAAGCUUUUCUGGGAGCGUGUCACUUUCUCCCGGCUCACGAAGAUCUAUUUUGUUUUCUCCGUUCUUCAUUGCAUCGUCCAGGUCAUCUUCCAGGUGCAGGCGUUCGUCGCGAACGCUGAGGCUGCAACCUUCCUCUAUAGUCUCGUCCAGCAGGGAAACGCGACCGACCCAGGCUUCGCGGUCUACAACAAGGACCUACGCAUGUGCGACACGGUGCCGAGCACAGUCGACGCGAGCUCAUGUACGGUCGUUUGGGACGGGCGCACCAAGGCCAAUGUGACGCUCGACGUGAGCGGCGACAACUAUGCCGCGGCGAUGUCCUCUAUUGCCGAGGCCGCUACGUCUUCUUCUCUCAGCAGCGUCGCCACUUCUUCCGCUGCGUCUACGUCUGUUGCGGUGUCUUCGACCUCGUCCGCUCUUUCAACGACCUCUUCCGUCGCUACCCGCUCUUCAACUGCUGUCCUUUCCUCCUCGUCUGCCGUGUCCAAUUUCUCUGUCUCUACCCUCUCCCGCACUUCCUCGUCUGCUACUCGCUCCGCCACUAGCCUCUCAGUCAUCAGUCUCUCAACCACCGGCCUCUCGGCCACUGAGACCGCCACCCGCACCCUUACCGUUACACUCCGUGUCGCGGCUCCGACCGCGUCCACCGUGGCGCAGGAGAACUCAGCGACGGAGGAUGAUGACGAUGAUGAUGAUGAUUCGGAUGAUGAGAGCGACGAUGGAGAGGAUGAUGAUGAUUCCGACUCUGACUCUGAUGACGAAGAGGAGGAAGACGAGGCGAACCAAGUCUUCGAUAGUGCCAUCCCCAAGCUCAAAGCCGUGCUCUUCGCCGAGGACGUUCACGAUGAUAGCGACGCACAGGCGUUGCAUCGUCGGGCUCUCGACGUCACUCUCAGGGCGAUGCAGAUUCGGCUUGCGCUCAACGGGACUGCGAAGGUUAACCUGAAUGGCCUGAACGGCCUGAACGAGGUUGAGCUUCCGAGGAAGUGCUUGUACACGCUCAACUGGCCCGUCGACACCGUGGAGAACACGAAGCGGGAGGACAUCGCAUUCAUUGCCUUCCAAAUCUGGCUCCUCGGAAUGUCGCUCGUGGCGCUGCUGAACGAGUCUAUCCCGCACGUUGUCGCGUCCUUGCUGACCCACAUUCUCGCGACCGCAUGGGGAGGUUUCCAGAUUGUCAACACGGAAAUCUUCCACCGCAAGUUCACUGCUCUGACGACUCAGGGCGCAUGCGGCAUCAACCUACUCCCGGACUACUGGAGGACCCGUUCGAACGCGGAAAUCCCGAGCUUGGCGCUCAACUGCUUUGCUCUGCUCGUCUCUGGUUUCCUUAGCUGGCGUCUCAUGAAGUCGUUCGGCUGGCAGACGUUCAAGCGCGUCGGCGCGUCUCGUGUGAUCAACCGCGUAUACAACCUCGUCCUGAUGCUCUCGAUCUCAAUUCAGCUUUCGCUAUUCUUUGUCGGCGCGUCCGCGGCGCUCUGGGUUGACCAGGUGUACAACGGAAACAUUGGGCGCCUCACGAUGCAGCCGACGUUCUUCAAGGCGAUCAUGAUCACUGUCCUUGUCCUGCUCAUCCCCUGGCUUUCGAUGGGCUGGCUGUCCGUUCGGAAGGAGCUCAGGCUCCCGAUGGCCUUCUUCCUGGGUGUCGCUGUCUUUGUCCUCACCGGCUGGGCGUCGAUGUUCAUCGCGGCGACGUUCCGCUGGACGUAUGUCACCUGGCUGUUCUUCAGCCUGAUGACAACCGCCGCCGUGCUCCUCACCGUCGUCACGCUCGCUCUCGGCAUUGUGUGCCGUCUCAACUUCGGCAAGGGUCUCCCGCGCUACCUGAACGCGCAGGAGGAGCUCCCCGAUGACGACUACACUACGCCGGGCGAGAAGGGCGACACGGAGAAGGUCGCGUUCCCCUCCAACGACCUACCCAUCCCCACGUACUCCGUCGCGUUCGGUGGCAAUGGACAGGACGUGCCGCCUCCCUCGCAGAUGCGCUUUGCCCCGCGCCACAUGGGGCCGCGCUUCUACUCUGGGUCGACAGAUCCAUUCGAGACACCUACCGGAUCGGACGCAGCUACGGAGCGCUCAGCGUCGCCCACGCUAUACCGCCAGAGCAGCCGAAGCAGCCAGCACAGCCAGUCGUCCAUCCAGAGCUCAAGCUCGCAGAAGAGCAAGACACGCUGGGUGAUCGAGUGAGCUUAACGCUGCACAGACCUGCCGAUCGCAAUGUAGCCCCCCACCCUUUACACAUUCAUCAGCCUUGAUUUCGGCCUCCGCACUUUAUAUUCAAAUUCUGCCACCGUGCUUUCUUGGUGUUUGUA
Messenger RNA from Trametes versicolor FP-101664 SS1, 2441 nucleotides. RefSeq lists its product as uncharacterized. The transcript has 10 exons. The record is from RefSeq and is a predicted model, not a curated record. NCBI's taxonomy places the organism in Eukaryota, Fungi, Basidiomycota, Agaricomycetes, Polyporales, Polyporaceae. Gene Ontology annotation, cellular component: Golgi apparatus. Bases 85 to 2316 code for a protein of 743 amino acids.